Messenger RNA from Drosophila sulfurigaster albostrigata, 2557 nucleotides. It is a transcript of the gene Mkp3, whose product is annotated as dual specificity protein phosphatase Mpk3. Bases 809 to 2203 code for a protein of 464 amino acids. NCBI's taxonomy places the organism in Eukaryota, Metazoa, Arthropoda, Insecta, Diptera, Drosophilidae. Gene Ontology annotation, biological process: negative regulation of MAPK cascade; protein dephosphorylation. Gene Ontology annotation, cellular component: cytosol; cytoplasm. The record is from RefSeq and is a predicted model, not a curated record. The transcript is spliced from 5 exons. Gene Ontology annotation, molecular function: protein tyrosine/threonine phosphatase activity; MAP kinase tyrosine/serine/threonine phosphatase activity.
UUUUUCAUUCCUUCAGCGUAUCUGUAUCUUGUCGCUUGUGGCGCGCUCGCACGUUGUUCGUUGUGUCGGUCAGUGCGCGUUUUUUUAGGCUCUGUUUAUUUCAUUUGCUCAACAUACACCACACAUACAGUUACAGCGAUACAUACACGGUAGUGAUUUGGCGGGCUAGUGUGCGUGUGAAUGUGUGUGAGAGCCUACAACAAAACAUAAUAAAUACAAAAAAGAAGCGAAACGAACGAAAAAGAAUUGGAGUGCGAUACAAAAACACAGUGUAAACUUAAACAACUAAUGCCAAAUAAACAAAUGCAAUUCUAAUACUAUAUUUAACCAAAAGCCGAGUGAAAACACUACACACCAAAUAAAAAAAAGUUGCUGGAAAAGAUUUAAUUGUAAAAAACGAAAAGAAAAAAUUGUGUUUCAUUUGCUUGCUUGCGUUUGCGUGCGCGUGUGUGUAUGUGUGUUGUGUGUAUGUUUGUAUGCGAGUGAGAAGCACAACACAAAAAGGAAAGCAAAGCAGAAGCAGCAGAAAUACACAAAAAAAAAAAUAAAAUGUGCGCCUGGCAGCAGCCGCAGCAGAUGAUGUAAACUUUUUUUGUUGUAAGCAAAAGUUGUAAAGUUUUGUGAAAAAGUUACCCAAAAAACACAAAAACAAAAACUAGAAACACUUGAGAGUGGAGACCGGAGAGCGGAGAGUUAAAGUCAACAGUCGCAGUCGAAGUCGAAGUCAAGUCGCGUAGAGUUUUUGAGUUUAUUGUUGUUGUGAGUGGAGAGUAUUUGGUGUGCUGAAGAAAACAAAAAAGCUUUCAAGAUGCCGGAAACCGAAUACGAGUACUGCACCAAAGAGUGGCUCCAAUCAGAGCUGAGAACCAGCUACGAUGCCAAGGAGCUGAUCAUACUCGACUGUCGCGGCUCUCAAGAGUACAGCGAGUCGCACAUUCGCAGCGCUGUUAACUUUAGCAUACCGAGCAUAAUGUUACGACGCUUUGCCGCAGGCAAGAUCGAUUUGGCCUCCACAAUCAAAUCGCCCGAGCUUAAGGUUCGCAUACAGAUGGGCUACAACGUCAGUCUCUUUAUACUCUACAACGAUGUCGGCGUCUCUGGCUACCAAUCGCAACAACAACAGCAACAGCAACAACAGCCUCAAGAUGUUGCCGGUGCAAUGUUUGGCAAUGGCAACGAUGCAACAAUCAAUGUUCUCCAUCGUCGACUCAAACAGGACGGAUGUCGCGUGGUUGCGCUGCAAGAUGGCUUCUCCAGUUUUCAUCAAGCAUUUCCGGAAUGGUGUGAGGACGACAACCAGGCGCACAGCAAAGAAAUGGAAUCUAGUCGCAACACACAGGCCGAUCAAUUGAUGGGUCUGAGAUCGCUACGCAUUUCCACGCCACAUUCCGAUUCGGCAUGUAGCAGCUCCGGCGAAUCCUCGGACUGCGAGAGCACCACACAUCAUCAUCAUCACCAUCAUCAUCAUAAUUUCAAUGAGGUGCCCGUUGAAAUAGUGCCCGGCCUGUUUCUGGGCAACGCCUCGCACAGCUGUGACUCGAAUGCUUUGCAAAAGUACAACAUUAAAUAUGUGCUGAAUGUGACACCCGAUUUGCCGAAUGAGUUUGAGCAGCUGGGCGUCAUAAAGUAUCUACAAAUACCCAUAACUGAUCACUAUUCCCAGGAUGUGGCCAUGCAUUUUCCAGCCGCCAUACAGUUUAUAGAGGAAGCUCGUCGUGCCAAUUCGGCAGUGCUGGUUCACUGCCUGGCGGGCGUGUCGCGCUCGGUGACGGUGACGCUCGCCUAUUUGAUGCACACUCGGGCGCUCAGUUUGAACGAUGCCUUCAUGCUGGUGCGGGCACGCAAACCGGAUGUCUCGCCCAACUUCCAUUUCAUGCAUCAGCUGCAGUCCUUUGAGAGCCAAUUGCGUCUCAGUUCCUGCUCCGACGGUCAGGCCAUGGACGAGGGCGGCAGUCCGUCGGCGGCGUCAGUGGCCAGCUGCUCUUCGGCCACAACGUUGAGUGCCAAUCCCAGCCUAGUUGCUGCCGCCCGCUGCGGUCGCUCGGGCUCGAAAUUCUCAUGCAAUUGCAUUGCAGCCGACUGCAAGUGCAUGCAAACGGGCGGAUUUAUGGCCGCACAUUUGGCCAAGGCAACGGGCGUGUCACCGGAUUCGGGCAUUGAGUUCGAUCGCUGGACGCCAGCAUCGGAUACGGAACUCAAAUGAGAUCAGCUUGUGGGGAAGAGUUUUGUGCUGCCACCCAGUAGUAGUAGUAAUAGUUGUAGUCAUCAUCAAUGUCAGGACUCGCCAACAACAAUAAUUGCGACCAGUUCGCCGCCACCGGGCAAUGCGGACAACAUGUCGCCGGCCAGUACCACCAGCUCCUCCACGUCCACAACAACCACAGCCGAGGCUGUUUCGGUGGUUGAGCUGGUCCCAGUCAACGUCCUCGAGGAUGGCCGCAAGAACAAGUGCGAAGAGCAGGGAUCGGCUUAAAUCCAGUCUAAUCACACAAAACAAACACAAAACAGAAACAAAGCAAAACUCUUUUUCCUACUUUGGUUGUCCAACACACACACA